This is a messenger RNA of Diaporthe amygdali, 201 nucleotides long. RefSeq lists its product as uncharacterized. Lineage: Eukaryota; Fungi; Ascomycota; Sordariomycetes; Diaporthales; Diaporthaceae. The transcript has 2 exons. The coding region runs from base 1 to 201 and encodes 66 amino acids. The record is from RefSeq and is a predicted model, not a curated record.
AUGGAGAAGAACCCCUGUACUCCAGCAGAGAUACGCCACACUCGAAAGGAGACUUUGGUUCCACCUUCCCGGGAGGAGAGGGGCGCCGCAGUCUGGGUGAACACGCACGUCCCAGCUGCUGCUGCCGGGCGGUGGCAGGAAAUGGACAAAUGGACAAAUGGACAGGACAUGGACAUGGACAGGGGGAGGAGAAAUGACUGA